Molecule: messenger RNA, 146 nt
Organism: Diversispora eburnea
Lineage: Eukaryota; Fungi; Glomeromycota; Glomeromycetes; Diversisporales; Diversisporaceae
Source: the annotation of a GenBank genome assembly
CAUCUACUCUAGCAGUAGCAAAAGUAUCAAUAUUAUUUAUAAGAGAAAGGGAAAAAAGUAAAAUAAAGGAUGUAUUAAUAAGACUAAUUGAUAAAGAAUCAUGGGCAUUAUUAUUAACUUAUAUAACUAAAAAAAAGAAGAACUGA